Messenger RNA from Monopterus albus (swamp eel), 3926 nucleotides. RefSeq names its product deltex 4, E3 ubiquitin ligase a (gene dtx4a). The coding region runs from base 272 to 2488 and encodes 738 amino acids. Gene Ontology annotation, molecular function: zinc ion binding. Gene Ontology annotation, biological process: protein ubiquitination; Notch signaling pathway. The transcript is spliced from 10 exons. Lineage: Eukaryota; Metazoa; Chordata; Actinopteri; Synbranchiformes; Synbranchidae. The record is from RefSeq and is a predicted model, not a curated record.
AAUGUCAAGCAUGUAUUUUUCGCCGGUUGAAUUAUUUUCUCUGGUGGUGAGAGCCACUCGAUCGAGACGUUAUAGAUGAGGCAAUAAACGAGCCUGAGUCAAAAUAAAUUAAACACGAGUGUAGUGGCACAUUAUCAAGGAAUUAUAUAACCAGAAAUCCGGGAUUUUGCAGUGACAGCCGGAUCAUUACUAAAGCCCCCAGACAGUUCUACACAGCUGUGAAUUCACUGGAGACACUGGAGGCACUGGAGCCGAUCUGUCCCGGUGUAGGAUGUUACUAGCAUCCGCCGUAGUGGUAUGGGAAUGGCUGAACGAGCACGGACGCUGGCGGCCCUACAGCCCGGCUGUCUGUCAUCACAUCGAGGCAGUCAUCCACAGCGACCCGCGGUGUGGUAGCGUUGUCCUCGGCCAGGUGGACUCCCGCCUCUCGCCCUACAUCAUCGAUUUGCAUUCCAUGCACCAGUUCCGACAAGACACAGGUACCCUUCGACCGGUACGACGUAGCUUUUACGACCCCACCUCAGCACCAGGCCAGGGCUGGUUGUGGGAGUGGGAGAACGACGCUGGCAGUUGGACGGCAUACGAUACAGAGGUGGGCAUCGCUAUCCAGGCUGCACGCGACCGUCAGCAGCCCUGGCUGGACCUGGCACCACUGGGUUUCUGCUACCUCAUUGACUUCGAAAGCAUGACACAAAUCAACGGGCAGACACAGCGCUGCCGACGCAUCCAGCGCCGCUCCGACCUGGCUUAUCCGCUAGUGUCAGGGCCCCUGCCCAAGUCCCACCAUGCCUGGGGGCCCACAUCCAUGCCUGGCCAUGGUGGAUUGCUUGGUGUGGAUGUAUCUGGAAUGGGCAUGGGGCUCAGGAUGAGCAGCAGUGGGAAUGGAAACGGGAGUGCGUACCCCAGUGGAGCGCUCCCUGCUUCAGCCAUCACCUCUCUGGGACAGCCCUGCGCCUGUCAGCAGUGUAUGUUGGUGCUGAGUGUCAAAGCAGGCACCAUGUCGACUGCACACACUCUUGGUCGCAGGCCGCCACAGACAAAGCCCCCUAGUCCCAAAAUCAGCAGCCACGCUGUCCCAGGAGGGUCGUACUCACUCACCCUCCCCCGGCCUCCUUCCCUGUCACGAUCAUUUUCCCCAAACAGGACGUCCAUAGUUGGGGCGACAGGUGGCUUCAGUGUCGGUGGUAUGGGUGGUGCAGGAGGUGUGGGUAUCAUCAGUGGCAGUGGAGUUAGCAGUGCCAGCCUUGGUUUGCCACCUCCCCCUCCACCCACCACCACACCUUCAUCUGUCACUACCGCUCCCCCUCACCCAUCCACCUCUUCAUCCCUCUCUGCUUCCUGUCCUGCCCCGAUGGCACCCACUCCAGGGCCUCCUCUCAUCUCCACAGCUGCUUCCACCUGCACGCCCUCGCCUUCUGCCCGCGUCCUGGGUCCAGUGUCUUCAUCUGGUGCAGCUGCCUGUGCGGCCCCUUUGCCGCCCCGGUCCAGCCUGGCAGGACUGAGCCGGCCUGCACUGCAGCGCAUCGCCAUGGCUCAGUCGUGUGCCCUUAUCGCCUCUGGAGUGCCAACAGUUCCUGUGAAGAACCUGAAUGGAUCUAGCCCUGUUCACCCUGCACUGGCAGGCAUUACAGGAAUCCUGAUGAGUGCCGCCGGACUUCCUGUUUGCCUGACCCGCCCGCCUAAGUUGGUGCUUCAUCCUCCACCUGUGAGCAAGAGUGACAUCAAGCCUGUACCCGGUCUGGGCCACUGCUGCCGCAAGACUACCAAGAAGCAGGCCCGCAAAGGCAAGACACCAGAGGAGGUGGUGAAGAGGUACCUUCAGAAAGUUCGCAAUCCUCCAGAAGAGGACUGCACCAUCUGCAUGGAGGCCCUGGCCGGACCAUCAGGGUACAAGGGCCCCGGUGUGGGUGGCAUCUCCCGGGCUGAGUCGGUGGGCCGCCUGGCGCAGUGUGGUCACCAGUACCACCUCCAGUGUCUUGUCGCUAUGUACAACAAUGGCAACAAGGAUGGCAGCCUGCAGUGCCCCACCUGCAAGACCAUUUAUGGAGUCAAGACUGGCAACCAGCCCCCUGGCAAGAUGGAGUACCACGUCAUCCCCCACUCGCUGCCCGGCCAUCCUGACUGCAAAACCAUCCGCAUCAUUUACAACAUCCCUCCUGGCAUCCAGGGCCCUGAGCAUCCAAAUCCAGGCAAACCCUUCACUGCCCGUGGGUUCCCCAGACACUGCUAUCUCCCUGACAGUGAGAAAGGUCGCAAGGUUCUGAGGUUGCUCCUGGUGGCGUGGGACCGCCGGCUCAUUUUUUCUGUGGGCACAUCCAGCACCACUGGCGAGUCCGACACUGUCAUCUGGAACGAGGUGCACCACAAGACGGAGUUCGGCUCCAACCUGACAGGUCACGGCUACCCCGACCCCGGCCACCUGGACAACGUUCUCGAAGAGCUCAAGGCUCAGGGUAUUACCGAGGAGGAGUGUCUACCCAGAGACUGAACAGAGACGUUCAAGACACUGAAAACACGCAAAAACAGAUUGAGGUCUGUAAACAAACAAUACUGAUAAAGGAUCCGCAGUGGACAGAUGAGUUACUCUGAAAACCUGACAAAAUGAAGAGAGAGGAACUUUUGCCUCCAGAGAUGGAAAACACCUUCAAAAACAAUCCUCUUCACAGGAGCAAAGUGAAAUACUUGGUCAGCAGAAUGUGCUGCAAAUAACCGUUCUCUUAUGACUGAAUGGGUCCAUUGUGGGAAGUAAUUCUGUUUCCUGAUGCAGUAACAGUGUCAAGAUUGCAGAAGUCAUUCAGUGAGACAGUUGAGACCACUGUGCACAUACAAGUCAAUGUUAGGCUUUUUUUUUUUUUUUAAUCUGUCAUUUAUACUGUGAGACUUCAUGUCAAGAAUGUAACUAAGUGAAUUUUGCUGAACUGACUACUACUGCUGCUAUGUGGAACUGAAUGGAGGUUAAUCAGAGAUGUGUGAGGUCUGUACGUUUUAUAAAUGUUAGUCCACAAGCAGAAGAAACGUUUCACAGCAGAUAAAUAGUGUGUAACUGGUUAUCUGAGCAUGGAUAUUUGCCGACCUCUAGUGGUACUUUUUCAGAACUACAUUGAUUUUCAGGUUUGACUUAAAUUGUAUUGUUGUAUAAUAUACAUAUUUGAUAUAUUAUAAUGUUUCCAUUCUGUCGUGUUUUUUUUAAAUGUUUUGAUUUGACAUUUUGUUUUAUAUGGUGUGUUACAUUGCAUUGUUUUUGGGUGUGGUGUGGCAAACUGAGAUGUAGGGUAAAGAAGCUGCUGGUGUACCAGAGUUGGCCUGUCACUUUACAUGCCAUUCACUAGCCCCUUUGUUUAAAACCUAUAAUUUUCACUAUUUUGUAUUUGAUAGGUUCACAGACUGACAUUCCUUAAUUGUCCUGCCCUGAGGGGCAUGGGUUCAUGUAAUAACUUUCUAUCUCUUCUUGUAUCUGCAUUAUUGUUAAACACUGAUGAGGAAAAGCUACUCUGGAUUAUACUGUUCCCCCUCAGGAAGAGUAAAUUCCCAUAAAGCUAGGAUUGGACCUGCUGCCUCAGCUCAAAUUUGCACAGAGCUUUCUACUUAGUAUGAAAAGGAAACAGACAGCUUGCAUCUACUGUAUAUUUUGUGUAGAACGCACACCAGCCUCAAAUGAUCUAAUCACACAACACAAUGUGGUCAUCAGUUGUUUCGUCCUGUUUAGUUUUUGCAAUGAGCAGGUGUGAAACACACAGACCUGUCUGCAUUCAGUUCAUUGUGGACUGGUUUAUUAUGAGGUACGUUAAACUUUAUGUACAACAGUAGUAUGUGUUGACAUACUAACGUAGACUAACGUUUAAGGCAUUUAUACUUUAUGAUACUGUAUGUAUGCACUCUACUGUAUGUACAGUAUGUGUUUUAUGUGCCCAAAUUUGCAUUAAACA